Conger conger (European conger) is the source of this 3363-nucleotide messenger RNA. It is a transcript of the gene ttk, whose product is annotated as ttk protein kinase. The coding region runs from base 134 to 3160 and encodes 1008 amino acids. Gene Ontology annotation, cellular component: nucleus; kinetochore; spindle. The transcript has 25 exons. Gene Ontology annotation, biological process: chromosome segregation; mitotic spindle assembly checkpoint signaling; peptidyl-serine phosphorylation. Gene Ontology annotation, molecular function: ATP binding; protein serine/threonine/tyrosine kinase activity; protein binding. NCBI's taxonomy places the organism in Eukaryota, Metazoa, Chordata, Actinopteri, Anguilliformes, Congridae. The record is from RefSeq and is a predicted model, not a curated record.
GCAAUACGAACCAACCAAUCAGCUGGGGGAAGAAUGGGAAGUGGCGGAUUUGAAAGUACUGCAGAAUAAACAGUCGCUUGAAGAGUGAAAAAUUAUUACAGCUAGCUAAAUAUCGAAUUCAAUUUCGUAAGAUAUGGAAGAGGAGGAGCACACGGACAGGCAAAUGCAGCUUGCAAUGCUGAGUCAAAAACUACUGAGCAUUAAAACCAGAUAUCUCAGUGAAGAUAACACCGACAACAUAAACCAGAUCAUCAGCUCGAACUCACCAGAUACCUGCUGCGCGUAUUUGCUGAAUCUGGAGAAGAAGGGGAAUCCACACACCGACUCCACCUUUCUCACCAGGCUAAUCGACUACUACACUAGGGUGUUCUCCAACCUACCACUUGCAAAGCACAGCCAGAAUGAGAGUUACGCGAGGAUCCUUGUUCGGUUCGCACAACUGAAAGCAAUUCACGACCCAGACGAGGCACGUGACCAUUUCACACUGGCAAGAUCCAAUUGCAAGGCCUUCUCCUUUGUGCAUAUCGCUCAUGCUCAUUUUGAGCUCUCUCAGGGAAAUGCAAAGAAAAGUGUUUCAAUACUGCAGAGGGCCUCUGAGGUGAAUGCCAAACCCACAGAGCUGCUGGAGAUUGCCUUACAAAAUCUAAAAGCAGGGAAAACCGGACUUCUGUCCUCAGAAGAUAAAGAGAACCUGAUGGUUCCUGUGACCUCAAACUCGCAAGAAUCCAGGAAAGACCACGUGGAGUUUCACAAAGUGACCCCCGGUUCAGACGGAAGUGGCGAACUCCAGCUGGGCAGUGCGUUAUGUCCGGGGGUCGAUCAGAAUUGUGCUUCACAGGAAGUCCCAGUGGCAGUCUGGAGAUCUGGGCCACAAAGGACGAGAAUCUACAACAUGCCAGGGAGAGUUCCCGUCCUGCCUUUCCCCAUCCCAGAGGCUGAAGGAAGUGAAGACGAUGGUGGGCAGAUGAAGAAGAGCAACACUUCCUAUUCGUGCAGCAGCAUGACCAGGCAAACAUCUGGAUCAAGAGCCAACCCCUUAUUUCCCUUUUCUUCGUCCAAAAAGAGCAGUGGAGAUGGGGACUCCUACAGCUUGCUGAACCUAAAGCCGUCCAUCAUAAGUCCAGAACCACACCCAUGGGAGGAUUCGGUAGCUGCUGACUCCACCACUGCACUCCUGUGCAGGCCAGACAGGAAGGUUUCCACCAGAGCAGAAGUUUACACAGAGAACCUAAACCAGGUCAUCAGCUCGUGCUCUCCUGAGUCGUGCUGGGCUUAUCUGCAGAAUCUGGAGAAGAAGGGCAAUCCGCACACGGACUCCAGCCUUCUUACCAAGCUGAUCGACUACUAUUCCCGUGUCUUCUCCAGUCUGCCCCUGGACAAAUACAGGCAGAACGAGAGCUAUGCCAGGAUGCUGGUCAGAUUCGCUGAGCUCAAGGCAAUUGAAGAUGAUGAUGAGGCUCAGGACAAUUUCAUAAUCGCCAGGUCCAACUGCAAGAGCUUUGCCUUCGUUCAUAUUGCACAUGCUCAGUUCAAGCUCUCUCAAGGAAAUGCAAAGAAAAGCGCUGCAAUACUGCAGAGAGCCUUUGAGGUGAAUGCCAGACCCACAGAGCUGCUGGAGAUGGCUUUACAUAAUCUCAAAGCAGGGAAAAGCAGACUCCUGUCCACUGACGAUAAAGAGAACCUAACAGGGGAACCCUUUUCUCACACGCCCAUGACAGGACAGAGUGAAACAAAGGAAAGGAUGGAGAACCAGUUAAAGCCCCCCACAAACUUGGGGCUGUACAAACCUGUGUGUAAUCCCCCGUCUGACUGGAAGAUUCCCGCCCGGAUUGGCCGACACAUUUCCCCCGAGGACAAAAGGUUACCGACCAAUCAGGUGCCCACUCCACGGAUAGCUGACCCGACGCCUGUUCCAUCAGUCCCGCCCCCAGCCAGAGUGAAUCCUUCCCUCACCUGUGACACACCCAAUCAGAAAUCCUUUCAUGCUAAUAGCUUUGUGACCCCGGUGGUGAAAAGGAACCCCCCAGUUAUGGCUUCAGUUCCACUUCCUCACCGUUUUGGGGCAUCCCAGCAGCCAUGUACACCUCUAAAUCAGGGGUGCCCCAUCCGGCCGACCCCACAGGGAUCUAUGCCUGCCUUGUCUAACGACUCCAUCACCAUAAAAGGCCGACAGUUCUUCAUAUUGAAAAUGAUUGGCCAGGGUGGAUCCAGUAAGGUGUACCAGGUGCUGGACCACAGGAAGCAGAUCUUUGCUGUGAAGUGUGUCAACCUAGAUGAAGCAGACACCCAGACAGUGGAGAGCUACAAGAACGAGAUUGAGCACCUGAACCACCUGCAGCAGUACAGUGACCAGAUCAUCAAGCUGUAUGACUAUGAGAUCACAAACAGCCACAUCUACAUGUUGAUGGAGUUCGGAAGCCUGGACCUCAACACUUGGCUACGGAACCGCAAGACCGUAAACCCGCUGGAGAGGAAGUUCUACUGGAAGAACAUGUUGGAAGCCGUCCAAACCAUUCAUAAACAUGGUAUUGUCCACAGUGACUUAAAGCCAGCUAAUUUCGUGAUUGUGAAUGCCUCACUGAAACUCAUCGACUUCGGCAUCUCCAACAAAAUCCAGCCAGACGUGACAAGCAUUGUCAAGGAUUCUCAGGUUGGGACACUGAACUACAUGCCCCCAGAGGCCAUCAAAGACCCAUCAUCCAAGUCUGGGAAGCCCAGCUCCAAGAUCAGUCCGAAAGGAGAUGUCUGGUCCCUGGGCUGCAUACUGUACUGCAUGACGUACGGAAAGACUCCUUUCCAGAAAAUCACCAACCAGUUCACUAAGAUGCACGCCAUUAUAGACCCAUCCCACGAGAUUGAGUUCCCCGACAUUGCCGAAAAAGACCUUCUGGAUGUUCUUCAGAAAUGCUUGGUGCGGAACCCAAAGGAGCGGAUCUCCAUCGCAGAGCUCCUGGCACACCGCUAUUUGCAGCUACAGCCACAAUUCGCCCCUGAUCCUGCUCAGCCCAGCAAUAAUGACCUGAAGCGUAUCCUCAAUGAGCUGGCAGCACUACAGUCGCCAAACAGCAUUGUUAGAGCAGCCAACAACUUGGCAAAAAUGUGCAACAGCGGCAAAAGACUGGACAUGUCCGAGUGUGUGAGGAGUUCCAACCAGUCCUGAGAGGAGUCACCUGACACUGCAGCGUCACUCACUCUGCUCUUACCUGAGGCCCUGUGGGAAACCAUGCAUGGUUAUUCUGGCUCCUGGAGGGCAGAAAGCACCACUAUUAUUCAACCCAGAGGCAUUUAUUCUGUAUUUUAGUUCUUUUUUUUUUGGUAUUCUAGCUGUAUUACAUUCCCUCUUUUAUGUGUAAAUGUAUGUAA